ACCUCUGUGGUGGAAAGUUACUAGACGGGGAAUGUCGAGCUACAAAACAAGCUCGUUGUAUUUAAUCGUGAGGGUUCUUGCUUGCUGUGUUCGCAGUAUAGACAGCAUCUUUCUUUAUUGUUAGUUAAAUGAUGUAUAUGGCACUAGGCGGGUUAUCUUAGAGCUAUAAUAAUAUCCAUGCUUCGUUUCAGCUACGGGGACGCUUGGACACAUUGCCUAGGUGAAAUCAGCUGCGCACCAACGUGUAUUGUUGGAGGCAAACCGUUUCUGUGCUGAAACGCUGUUGGUAGUCCACCCACUACGGUGUGUCAUCAUGUCAGAGUCGGGCCACAGUCAGCCCGGGAUGUACGGACAGGGACGGAGGAGAAGACGGAGACGGGGCGAAAGAGAGUCCGGUAUUCCCGGUCAAAAUUUGUCGGGACCAAGUCGUGACAGGGACUAUUACCCUAGAGAACGAAGGGAUACAAGUGAGGAUCCUCCAGGACAACUCCUCCAAAAGACUCCCAUCAUACUCGCAAAACCCCCCGGAGAAAGAUCAAAGCCAGCUCAGAGUGUCUCUGUCAGUGGAGCCCCUGCCCCAGAGAAGCCGAUUAUGUUAAUCAAAACGAGGGAAGACGCCACAAAAUGUGGUACUCCACCAGAGGCAACCCCUCAGCUCCCUGGCUCUGGGCCGUCCAAGAUGGAGAGGGAGGGACAACGUCCUACACAACCUGUUUACCAGAUCCAAAACCGUGGCAUGGGUGCCUCUGCCUCCAGUGGUGCUGGGGACCCUGUGGUUGGCCAGACCAAACUAAUCGCUCCAGAGAAGAUGAGGCAGAGCAUCAAGCUCGUGGACGAUCAGAUGAACUGGUGUGACAGUGCCAUGGAAUACUUGAGGGACCAGACCGAUAUGCUGGUCGUGGGAGUCCUUGGCCUACAGGGAACUGGGAAGUCUACAAUCAUGUCUCUUAUAUCUGCAAACACUCCAGAGGAAGACCAAAGGGCUUUUGUUUUCAGGACUCAGACGCAGGAAAUCAAGGAAAGAGCGGGAAACCAAAGCACAGGAAUAGAUUUCUUCAUCACGCAGGAGAGAGUCAUCUACCUGGAUACACAGCCUAUCCUCAGUCCCUCCAUUCUGGACCAUCUUAUCAACAAUGAUCGGAAGUUACCUCCAGAGUACAACCUUCCGCACACCUACAUAGAGAUGCAGUCUCUUCAGAUGGCGGCCUUCCUCUUCACAGUGUGUCAUGUAGUCAUAGUAGUUCAAGAUUGGUUCACAGACAUCAACAUGUACAGGUUUCUUCAGACUGCAGAGAUGCUCAAGCCCUCGACUCCCUCGGCCAGUCACGACAGCACCGGCUCCUCAGGGGCCGAAGAGGGAGCCGAGUACUACCCCCAUAUAGUUUUCCUGCAAAACAAAGCCAGGAGGGACGACUUUUGCCCACGCAAUCUGAAGAACAUGCAUUCAGUGGUUGACAAAAUGAUGGCGCACUCCCAUCUCAAAUACAAAGGAACCCUGUCCAUGCUGGACUGCAACAUGUUCCCAGGUCUUGGCAGGAAGUACCUUGAGAGCGAGGUGAACCUAUUCCUGCUCCCACCGCAGGACAGUGAAGGGGACGAGGGCCUCACUAAAGCAGGUUCCGGGUCGUCCCCUCUCUUCUCUCUUCUCCCUGGAUACAGAGGCCAGCCAACCUUCUCCUCUGUGGUCUCCAAGCUUCGCAGCCAAAUACUGGCCAUGCCUCGCUGCCAGCUGUCCCACACCAUCCUCACAGAGAAGAACUGGUUCCACUACGCGGCUCGUAUCUGGGAUGGAGUGAAGAAGUCUUCAGCCCUGGCUGAAUACAGCCGCCUGCUGGCUUGAGACCAGGGGCCCGGGGCCCUCGGUCCACCCUCCUUCAGCAGAGUCUGUGUUCCAAGGAGAGCUAAGCCUUCUGCCAUGGGGGCGGGACCUUUCUAUCAAAAUGAAGAGCUUAACAUAACUGAUGUUGAAAAUGAUGGAAGACUGAUGGUUGGGCAGGGGCGAAAGAUAUGCAUUUUUGGACAUGCCUUGGAAAAUGUGUAUUUUUGUUUUUAAUUGGCUAUUCAUUAUGUUUAGUUUUGGAGCUGGGUGAUCACUUUAUAUUAUAAAAUCUCUUGCCAAAAUUUAA
Molecule: messenger RNA, 2126 nt
Organism: Gadus macrocephalus (Pacific cod)
Lineage: Eukaryota; Metazoa; Chordata; Actinopteri; Gadiformes; Gadidae
Gene: smg9
Product: SMG9 nonsense mediated mRNA decay factor
Exons: 13
Coding region: 314-1840 (508 amino acids)
Biological process (GO): nuclear-transcribed mRNA catabolic process, nonsense-mediated decay
Source: RefSeq, a predicted model, not a curated record